This is a messenger RNA of Trichosurus vulpecula (common brushtail), 607 nucleotides long. Its product is annotated as actin-related protein 2/3 complex subunit 4-like. Gene Ontology annotation, molecular function: actin filament binding. Gene Ontology annotation, biological process: Arp2/3 complex-mediated actin nucleation; actin filament polymerization. The record is from RefSeq and is a predicted model, not a curated record. NCBI's taxonomy places the organism in Eukaryota, Metazoa, Chordata, Mammalia, Diprotodontia, Phalangeridae. The transcript has a single exon. Gene Ontology annotation, cellular component: actin cytoskeleton; Arp2/3 protein complex. Bases 1 to 507 code for a protein of 168 amino acids.
AUGACUGCCACUCUCCACCUCUACCUUAGUGCCGUUCGGGCCACACUGCAGGCCGCACUUUGCCUGAAGAAUUUCUCCUCCCAGGUCGCGGAGAGGCACAACAAGCCAGAGGUAGAAGUGAGGAGUAGCAAAGAACUCCGGUUACAGCCUGUGACCAUCAGCAGGAAUGAGAAGGAAAAGGUUCGGAUUGAGGGUUCCAUCAACUCUGUUAGAGUCAGCAUUGCUGUGAAACAGGCUGAUGAGUUUGAGAAGAUCCUUUGCCACAAGUUCAUGCGCUUCAUGAUGAUGAGAGCAGAGAACUUCUUCAUCUUGCGUAGGAAGCCUAUGGAAGGUUAUGAUAUUAGUUUCCUGAUUACAAACUUCCACACAGAGCAAAUGUACAAACACAAAGUGGUGGACUUUGUGAUCCACUUCAUGGAGGAGAUUGAUAAGGAGAUCAGUGAAAUGAAGCUGUCAGUCAAUGCUCGGGCUCGUAUUGUGGGAGAGGAGUUCCUCAAGAAUUUUUAGAGCAUUUGACUGGAUCUCUGGCUGCUCCCUCCUCUCAUCCUCUCUCCUCUCUCUGCAAAGCUGCCCUACUGGAGCUCAGAAGAACCCUGGGGCAAGGGGA